This is a messenger RNA of Lasiodiplodia theobromae, 429 nucleotides long. Its product is annotated as Aldehyde-activating protein. The transcript has 3 exons. The coding region runs from base 1 to 429 and encodes 142 amino acids. Lineage: Eukaryota; Fungi; Ascomycota; Dothideomycetes; Botryosphaeriales; Botryosphaeriaceae. The record is from RefSeq and is a predicted model, not a curated record. Gene Ontology annotation, molecular function: carbon-sulfur lyase activity.
AUGUCUUCCAAAGAACCUCCCACCAUCCCCACGGCCUCCUCUGACCCCAAUGCCCCCACCAAAACCUACACCGCCUCCUGCCAUUGCGGCAAAAUCAAAUUCUCCGCCAAAGUCUCCCCACCGCUUGAGGGGGGAGCGCACGAGGUGGCGAGCUGCAACUGUUCCAUCUGCACCAACAAAGGAUACCUGCUCAUCUACCUAGCCAAUGAUGCAAUCACUUUCGAGAGCGGACAGGAAGAAAUUAAGGGCUACAGCUUCAAUAAGAAGCAGGUGGAGCAUUGCUUCUGCCCGAACUGCGGAUCGGCUCUGUUCAUAUCUUCGAUCAAGCCGGGCUUUUUCGAGGGCAUGAAGGCUGUGAAUGUCCGCAAUUUCAAGGAUAUCGAGAUUGACGACUUGAAGCUGAAGAAGGCAGAUGGGAGGAGUUACUGA